GCGCGCGAAAGCUCUGCCCAAGUCUCUGUUACUGAGCGCACGCGCUGGCUCGAGCCAGCCUCCCCUCUUCUCACGUGACCCCUCUUCUCCUCUCCCUCUCGGCUCCAUAUUGAAUUUGAAACUGAAGGAAACGAGUCUGGUCACAAAAUGGAGGUAUCCAGGCCUGAAGCGUGUAAAAGCAACUAGAAGAAAGGGAGAACCUGGCUGCCUCCUAUAGUAACUGCUACUGCGUAAGAGGCAGAGAGGAAACUCCAGACGGUAGUAUAACAGGUUAAAAGGAGCAAUUGAGUUAGUGCAUCCUUCCAAAAUGUCUGGGAUCAAAGAGGAGAGAGAUAUUGAAGACUACAAGAGGAAAGGAAGAAGAUCUUCACAGGGCCAUGACCCAAAGGAGCCAGAACAGUUGAGAAAACUGUUCAUUGGAGGCCUGAGCUUUGAAACAACAGAUGAUAGCUUAAGAGAACAUUUUGAAAAAUGGGGCACGCUCACAGACUGUGUGGUGAUGAGAGACCCACAAACAAAACGUUCCAGAGGCUUUGGCUUUGUGACAUACUCCUGUGUGGAAGAGGUAGAUGCUGCAAUGAGUGCUCGACCACAUAAAGUUGAUGGGCGUGUGGUUGAGCCCAAGAGAGCAGUUUCUAGAGAAGAUUCUGUAAAGCCUGGAGCACACUUAACAGUAAAGAAAAUAUUUGUUGGUGGAAUUAAAGAAGAUACAGAAGAGUAUAAUUUAAGAGACUACUUUGAAAAAUAUGGCAAGAUUGAAACCAUAGAAGUCAUGGAAGAUAGGCAGAGUGGAAAGAAAAGAGGAUUUGCUUUUGUAACUUUUGAUGAUCAUGAUACAGUUGAUAAAAUUGUUGUUCAGAAAUAUCAUACUAUAAAUGGACAUAAUUGUGAAGUGAAAAAAGCACUUUCUAAGCAAGAGAUGCAGACUGCUAGCUCACAGAGAGGUCGCGGGAGUGGAUCAGGCAACUUCAUGGGUCGUGGAAGUUUUGGAGGAGGAGGUGGUGGUGGUGGUGGUGGUGGAAAUUUCAGCCGAGGAGGAAACUUUGGUGGCAGAGGAGGCUACGGUGGUGGUGGUGGUGGGAGAAGUGGAAGCUUUGGAAGUGGUGAUGGAUAUAAUGGAUUUGGCGAUGGUGGGAACUAUGGAGGUGGCCCUGGUUACAGUAGUAGAGGGGGUUAUGGUGGUGGUGGUGGAGGAGGACCAGGAUACGGAAACCCAGGUGGUGGAUAUGGUGGCAGUGGUGGUGGUGGAGGAGGAGGUGGAUACGAUGGUUACAAUGAAGGAGGAAAUUUUGGUGGCGGUAACUAUGGUGGCAGUGGAAACUAUAACGAUUUUGGCAAUUAUAGUGGACAACAGCAGUCAAACUAUGGACCCAUGAAAGGAGGUGGCAGUUUUGGUGGCAGAAGCUCAGGCAGUCCCUAUGGUGGUGGUUAUGGAUCUGGAGGUGGCAGUGGUGGCUAUGGUGGCCGAAGAUUCUAAACUGAACCAGAAAAAGGGUGGGCUACAGUUCUUAGCAGGAGAGAGAGAGCGAGGAGUUGUCAGGAAAGCUGCAGGUUACUUUGAGACAGUCGUCCCAAAUGCAUUAGAGGAACUGUAAAAUCUGCCACAGAAGGAACGAUGAUCCAUAGUCAGAAAAGUUACUGCAGCUUAAACAGAAAAACCCUUCUUGUUCAGGACUGCCAUAGCCACAGUUUGCAAAAAAGUGCAGCUAUUGAUUAAUGCAAUGUAGUGUCAAUUAGAUGUACAUUCCUGAGGUCUUCUAUCUGUUGUAGCUUUGUCUUUCUUUUUUUUUUUUUUUUUUUUCUUUCAUUACAUCAGGUAUAUUGCCCUGUAAAUCGUGGUAGUGGUACCAGGAAUAAAAAACAAUUAAGGAAUUUUUAACUUUUCAAUAUUUGUGUAGUUCAGUUUUUCCACAUUUUAGUUCAGACUUUAACAAAAAUAAAGAAAUGUAGUUUAGGGUGUUUCUUGUUAAUAGAGAAGAUUGAUGCAUUUCUCAAUUACCAUUUUGUGUUAACUUUAACUGUAGAAACACCUGCUGAUUUGCAGUCUUAAGGGGUCUAGUCUCAAUGUAUAUAUAACUCACAUUGACAUGAGUUAUAUAUAUGCAAAUAGAGAACAUAUGUUGCAUAAUAGUUUGUUUAGAUGUAUUAGGAUUGAGUUAUUUAAACUAGUGUUUGUGAAUGAUAGAAUUAAGCUUACUUUCAAAUGAAAAUUUCAAAUUA
Caretta caretta (loggerhead turtle) is the source of this 2220-nucleotide messenger RNA. It is a transcript of the gene HNRNPA3, whose product is annotated as heterogeneous nuclear ribonucleoprotein A3. Gene Ontology annotation, molecular function: mRNA 3'-UTR binding. The record is from RefSeq and is a predicted model, not a curated record. Gene Ontology annotation, biological process: mRNA splicing, via spliceosome. Gene Ontology annotation, cellular component: catalytic step 2 spliceosome. Lineage: Eukaryota; Metazoa; Chordata; Testudines; Cheloniidae.